This is a messenger RNA of Scutellospora calospora, 3966 nucleotides long. The record is from the annotation of a GenBank genome assembly. NCBI's taxonomy places the organism in Eukaryota, Fungi, Glomeromycota, Glomeromycetes, Diversisporales, Gigasporaceae.
AUGUCACAUAAAUUACAAAAAUCAAUUCCUGAUUUUCCUACAUAUGGAUUACUUCCUAAGGAGGAAACUGAAGCUGCUUCAUUUUUGAAAAAACAUCCUGAAUAUGACGGUCGUGGUACUAUUAUCGCAAUAAUAGAUACUGGUGUUGAUCCAGGUGCUGUCGGUUUACAGACUACUACUGAAGGGAAACCAAAGAUUAUUGAUAUCGUUGAUUGUACCGGCUCUGGUGAUGUAACGACCAAAGUUAUUGUAAAGCCUAUCAUCAAAAAAGAUGGAAACGAGACUUUACACACAAUUAAAGGCUUAACUGGCCGUACUCUUAUAAUUGAUCCAAGUUGGGAUAAUCCUUCAGAAGAAUUUCAUAUUGGUAUUAAACGGUUAUAUGAUCUUUUUCCAAAAGAUCUAGCCAAUAGACUUAAAAAGGGGCGUAAAGAGAAUUUUACAAAUGAACAUUAUCGGCUUCAAGCUGAAGCACAACAAAACCUCACUCUCUGGGAAGAAUCUCAUUCUAAUUGUUCAAAUCCAUCAGAAAGUGAACUUUCUACUAAAGCGGAUCUUGAAGCAAGGCUAGAAGUACUCAAAGAUAUGUUAAAAAGUUAUGAUGACCCUGGUAUAUUUUUGGAUGUAGUUGUAUUUUUUGAUGGAAGUGAUUGGAGAGUUGUUAUUGAUCUCGAUGAAAGUUGUGAUUUGAGAGGUGCACCACUUUUAACUGAUUACCGAAAGGAACGACAAUAUCACACUUUCAGUAAAGAAGAUCAGAUGAAUUUUUCUGUUAAUAUUUACGAUGACGGAAACAUUGUCAGUAUUGUUACUACCUCCGAUACUCAUGGAACUCAUGUUGCUGCCAUUUCUGCUGCAUAUCAUCCAGAUGAGCCUGUUCUUAAUGGGAUUGCUCCAGGUGCUCAGAUUGUUUCUCUUAAAAUUGGGGACACUCGAUUAAAUGCUAUGGAAACUGGUGCCGGAUUGGCAAGGGCUGCUAUUUCUCUUGUAGAAACUAAAAGUGAUCUUGCUAAUAUGAGUUUUGGUGAAGCAUCAGCUGUACCCAAUUAUGGUCACUUUAUUGACUUGAUUCGCAAUGAAGUUGUUGGAAAACAUGGUUGUAUUUUCAUUAGUAGUGCUGGCAAUAGUGGUCCUGCUCUGAGUACACUUGGCGCUCCUGGUGGAACAUCAAGUGAUAUAAUUGGGGUUGGUGCCUAUGUUAGUCAUUCAAUGAUCCAAGCUGAAUACGCGCUUCUAGAGUCAGUCCCUGAACGUGCAUAUACAUGGUCUUCUCAAGGUCCUAAUACUGAUGGUGAUAUUGGUGUUACAAUAUAUGCCCCCGGAGGUGCUAUCACAUCUACUCCGCAAUAUUCUUUAACAAAAGCUCAACUGAUGAAUGGGACUUCCAUGUCUUCGCCUAAUGCAACUGGAUGUGUAGCAUUACUUCUAUCAGGUCUUAAGGCUGAAAAUAAAAAAUAUUCACCUUAUAGGAUUAAAAAUGCUCUGGUUAAUAGUUCAAAACAAGUCAAUGAAACUUUUGGUGUUGGAUUUUUACAAGUUGAAAAAGCAUGGGAAUAUCUUGAAAAGUUUUAUGAACUUCCCGAUCAAGACCUUCUUUAUGAGGUCAAAAUUUCGGACACACCAAGAUGUAGGCGUGGUAUAUACUUGAGGGAAUUACACGAAACUUCAAGUCCACAAACUAUUAAUGUCACUGUUGCUCCCAAAUUUAUGAAGGAGAUUGACCCAGCUUCUGGAGAAAAUAAUCAAAAGAAAUUUGAACUCGAAAUUAGAUUGGCUUUGGUUAGCACGCAACCCUGGGUGCGUGUAACUGAUUUCUUGUUAAUGGGUAGUAAAGGUCGAACUUUUGACGUAAAAGUUGAUCCAACUAAUUUGACACCUGGUGGAUUAUAUUUUGCUGAAGUUCAAGGUUAUGAUACAACUUGUCCAGAUCGAGGUCCACUAUUUCGAGUACCAAUUACAGUUACCAAACCAAGUAUUUUAACUAACGGGUCUAAAGUUUGCUUUGAUAAAUUGUCUUUUGGUCCUGGUCAUAUUGAAAGAAGAUUUAUCAAGGUUCCUGAUGGUGCUACAUAUGCAGAUGUAACGCUGAAAUCAGCCGCGAAUAAAAUUACCUCACCAGCAUUUUUCUGCUUACAUAUGAUACAAUUGAUUCCACAAAGACGAUUCACAUAUCAAGAACGUGAAUAUACUUUUCGUUUUGCAAAAGGAAGUUACGGUGAUGGUAGUGGGGAAGAACAAAUUGAAAAAAAAAGCUUUGCUGUUUGUGGUGGUGCGACUAUGGAGAUUUGCAUCGCACAAUAUUGGUCUCACUCUGGAAAUCAUGAUGUGUCAUUAGAAUUUAAUUUCCAUGGUAUUCAAAUUGCAAAUAAUGCCGUAAGUAGAAAUAAGUCAGUUUUUAUUAACGGUGGAGAUUCGUUCACUCGUUUGGAAAUUAUCGCACCUGUUAGGCGGGAGGAUGGAAUUAACCCUUCUGUUCAACUUGAAACCAUCCGUAAAGAAAUUCGGCCAGCAGAAUCAUCCUUAAAACCACUUGGCAUAGAUCGUGAUGUUCAUCCAAAUUCUCGAAGAGUAAAUGCUUUAACAUUAACAUAUAAAUUCUCUACGCCUGAAAAGAAUUUGUCUCUUACACCAAGAUUUCCUGCAUUCUUUGAUUUAUUGUAUGAUUCUUAUUUUGAAGAUUUCUUUGCAAUACUAUAUGAUGUAAAUAAAAAAGUUAUCGGCCACUUAGACAUUUAUGCUAAAACCUUUAAACUAGAAUAUAAAGGAGAUUACACUAUUCGUGCACAAGUUCGUCAUCAUUCACAAGAGUUAUUAGAAAAGUUAAAUAACACUGUAUGCUUUUUAGAUUACAGUUUAACCAAAAAAGUUAAUUUAGACGUAUUUGGUCAAAUACAUGAUGUCUUUACAGCUGGUAAAUCUACAAAUGUAAAAAGUUACUUGGAAAAAGGAGCAAGGCAAGCAAUGUUUAUCGGAUCACCGAAUGAUUACUCUGUAUAUCCAAAGGAAAGUAAAUAUGGUGAUUUAUUAAUAGGGCGAUUGAAUUUUGUAAACUCUUCGAAGAUUGAUGGUGGACAAUAUGCAGUUAGUUUGUUAAUUCCACCACCGCCUGCUAAACCCAAAGAUUCUACUAAUGGUGGUGAAAAUGGAAAAGAUACAACACCUGCUGGUGGUUCUGGACCAUCUGACACUGCUGAUAAUCCACAAAAAAAAGAAGAAAAAAUUAAGGAAGAACUUUCAGAAGCAAUUCGAGAUUUACAAAUAUCUUAUUUGAAAAAGUAUCCAUCGGAAUCAACAGCUAGAGAGAAUUUACUUUCAGAAUUAGAAGAUAAUUUUCCAUCACACUUGCCAAUUUUACAAACUAAAUUGGAAUUACUUUUAGAAUCAUCAUCUUCUGGAACUAAUGAGGAAAAAGAAAAUUCGACACCUGAAACAGCAAAUAAAAUCUUGAAAAUUUCUGACGAAUUAUUAAAAAAGAUUGAUUUAGUAGAAUUGGCGCAAUAUUAUGGAGUUAAACAAGAUACAAAUGCUAAUGAAGCCGCUAAAAAGAAGAAAAAGGAGUGUGAUGAUAAGAAGAAAGCUGUCAUAUUAGCUUUAGGAUCUAAAAUCAGGGCAUUAGAUAUUCUUGCAUCAACUAGUUCAUCAAGUGAUAAUUUAUCAACGCAAUUGGAAGAAAGUUGGAAGCAACUUGCUCAAUGGUUAGAUGCUGUACCACCUAUAUCAGAUUUUAAACAGUUGCAAGUUUAUAUUAUACGCGAAAGACGAGAAAAACGAUUUGGUAAUGCUCUUAAGGCGCUUGGAAAAUGGUUUGGAGAAACUGGAUUGGGUAAUGAGAAUAUUAAAGAUUACGAAAAAGCUUUGGAAUUAAAGAUUGAAUUGUUGAAAGAUAUUGAAUGGAAUAAUUGGGAGAAAUAUGAAGAAAAAUGGAAGUUUAUUCGAAUUCCACCUGGUGGUUAUGCACCUUUUUAA